This is a messenger RNA of Doryrhamphus excisus (bluestripe pipefish), 6445 nucleotides long. The record is from RefSeq and is a predicted model, not a curated record. Lineage: Eukaryota; Metazoa; Chordata; Actinopteri; Syngnathiformes; Syngnathidae.
UGUUUGUCUAUAUGUGCCCUGGGAUUGGCUGGCCACCAGUCCAGGGUGGGAUAGGCUCCAGCACCCCCGCCACCCUGGUGAGGAUAAGCGGUAGAAAAUGAAUGAAUGAAGAAAUAAGUGUUUAGCUUGCUAGCUAGUUAGCGGUCGUGUGGAGUUAUGCAAUGUGAUGUAAACAAAGAAUAACAGGAGUGUAAAGGUUAGUGUAAAUAUUCCAUUUAUGAAUAUUAAUGUUAAGAUUCCACAUAAAAAGGAGAACUUAACUGAAUAAAGGAUGUGAAGUUGGUUAUUAAUAUUCUAAUAACAUCCCCGACAGACAAGUGUUGACCAAGAAUGAAUCCACUCUGCGGCGGCAUCUUGCAGUGACGUCACCAGGGGGAGGGGGUGAGGGAUCCACGGUGAAACACCGUGUGUGUACACGGAAACCAGCUCCACGACAAGUCAACGAGCUGUCAGGAUUUGGAUUCCGUCCACGGAGACCCGCGUCAUGACUGCGACCGAACAGGCUUAAUUGUCCACGGAGACACUCGGUGGCUUCCGUGCUGCGGACGCCUCAUCCACGCAACCUGCCGUCACAGCCGCUUCUACUUGUGGAAAGAUGGUGGCCUUCUUUCUUCUUGUCUUCUUGGCUGUGUCGCCCUUACUCGGCGUACCUGCACACAAUACAUCUGCUGGUUGCGCUAUCAUCCGUCCUCCCAGAGACGGCGGGAUAAGAUACCGAGGCCUUACGCAGGAGCAGAUUCGUAGUGUUCAGGUUCUCCCUGUGGACUACGAGAUCGAGUACAUCUGCCGAGGAAACCGUGUCAUCGUGGGACCCAAAGUCAGGAAAUGUUUGCCCAAUGGAACUUGGACCGACCUGACCCAACAAAGUCGAUGCUUGUUGUUAUGUCCUCGGAUGUGGACCUCCUUGGAAAAUGGUCAAGUAUCUUCCUGGUCCGUGGGCCCCCCAGCGGAGGGCACGGUGCUGCGCUAUAGCUGCCUCCCUGGCUUCAUCCUGAUGGGCCCAAACGCAACACAGUGCAAUAAGCUGGGCAAGUGGGACACGCCCAAACCUGUGUGCCGCUAUGAUCGCAACUUCAAAGCUCUAGGCAAGAAGAAGCUCUACAUCGGCGCUCUGUUCCCGAUGAGCGGAGGCUGGCCCGGAGGCCAAGCCUGCCUCCCUGCCGCUAAGAUGGCCCUGGCUCUGGUCAACCAAAGGACGGAUAUCCUGCCAGACUACGAGCUGGAGCUCAUUCAUUAUGACAGCAUGUGUGAUCCCGGAGAAGCCACCAAGCUGCUCUAUGACCUUCUGUACACGGAACCCAUCAAAAUCGUUCUGAUGCCGGGUUGCAGUUCUGUGUCCACAUUGGUGGCAGAAGCAGCUCGCAUGUGGAAUCUCAUCGUGUUGUCGUACGGGUCCAGUUCCCCGGCUCUGUCCAAUCGCCAACGCUUUCCCACCUUCUUCCGCACUCAUCCAUCUGCGACGCUGCACAACCCCACUCGAGUACAGCUAUUCCACAAGUGGAAAUGGACCAAGAUUGCAACCAUUCAGCAGACAACAGAAGUUUUUACAUCAACCCUGGAUGAUCUGGAAGCGAGGGUGAAGGAAGCCGGGAUUGAAAUCAGCGUUCGGCAAAGCUUCCUGACGGACCCUGCUGUGGCUGUAAAAAACCUCAAGCGCCAAGAUGCCCGCAUCAUUGUCGGCCUCUUCUAUGAGACUGAAGCCAGGAAGGUCUUUUGCGAGGUCUACAAGGAGAAGCUGUACGGGAAGAAAUACGUGUGGUUCCUCAUCGGCUGGUACGCAGACAACUGGUUUAAGAUUAAGGACUCGUCCAUCAACUGUACAGUGGAGCAGAUGACGGAGGCCGUGGAGGGUCAUGUGACCACUGAGAUCGUCAUGCUCAAUCCAGAAACCGUACGAGGAGCCUCCAACCUGACGUCCCAGGAAUUUCUGGACCAGCUGAUGUCAAAGCUGGGGGGUAAAAAUGCAGAAGAGACCGGAGGUUUUCAAGAAGCCCCCCUAGCUUACGACGCCGUGUGGGCUCUGGCUCUGGCUCUCAACAAGACUGUGGGACCUCUCAAGGCCAAGGGUCACCGUUUGGAGGAUUUCAACUACAACAACCGAGACAUCACGGCUGAAAUCUACCGAGCCCUCAACACCAGCUCCUUUGAAGGAGUUUCCGGUCACGUCAUAUUUGAUGCUCAAGGUUCUCGGAUGGCCUGGACUCUAAUUGAACAGCUUCAAGGGGGGAGUUAUAAGAAGAUUGGAUACUACGACAGCACUAAAGGGAAUCUGUCCUGGUACGGGAAUGACAAAUGGAUCGGCUCUGGACCGCCUGCAGACCAGACCAUGGUCAUUGAGGAGUUCCGCUACCUGUCGCAGAAGCUGUUUGUCUCCAUGUCUGUCUUCGCCGGCCUGGGAAUCCUGCUGGCCGUCAUCUGCCUCACCUUCAACAUCUACAACAGCAGCGUCAGGUAUAUCCAGAACUCCCAGCCCUACCUGAACAACAUGACGGCAGUGGGCUGCAUGAUGGCUCUGGCUGCUGUCUUCCCUCUGGGCAUCGAUGGCCUUCAUGUCCACAGGAAGCAUUUCCCCGUCGUCUGCCAGUUCCGCCUGUGGCUGCUGGGUCUGGGUUUCAGCCUGGCAUACGGCAGCAUGUUCACCAAGAUCUGGUGGGUCCACACCGUCUUCACCAAGAAGGAUGAGAAGAAGGACAAGAGGAAGCACCUGGAGCCGUGGAAAUUCUACACCACCGUCGCCGUCCUCCUUGGCAUCGAUUUCUUGUCCCUCAUGAUCUGGCAGAUUGUGGACCCUUUACAUAUCACGGUGGAGAAAUUCACCCGAGAGGCCCCUAAAGGUGACCAGGAUGUUUUGAUCCAGCCGUUGUUGGAGCACUGCAGCUCUGAGAAGAUGAACACCUGGCUGGGCGUGGUGUACGGCUACAAGGGCUUACUGCUGUUGCUGGGCAUCUUCCUGGCUUACGAGACCAAGUCCAUUUCCACAGAGAAGAUCAACGACCACCGAGCUGUGGGCAUGGCCAUCUACAACGUUGCUGUGCUGUGUUUGAUCACGGCCCCCGUCACCAUGAUCCUGUCUUCUCAGCAGGAUGCCGCCUUUGCCUUCGCCUCCCUGGCCAUUGUCUUCUCGGUCUACAUCACCCUGGUGGUUCUGUUUGUUCCCAAGAUGCGGCGUCUGAUCACACGAGGCGAGUGGCAGUCCGACGCCCAAGAGACGGUGAAGACCGGCUCCUCCAUGAACAACAACGACGAGGAGAAAUCCAGACAGUUGGAGAGAGAGAACAAAGAGCUCCAGAAGAUCAUCCAAGAAAAAGAAGAACGCGUAUCUGAGCUGAGGAACCAGCUGUCUGAGCGACAGGCCCUGCGGUCAAGAAGAAGACCAUCCACCGUCAUGAAUCAAAACCACAGCACCCUUCCACUGGCCGUCCCGCAGACCAACCCCAGGUCCCUGGCCCACCCGCCAGGUUACCCGGCACCAGCGUCCGAUCUGCACGCGGUCACGCCGUCCUUUGGCAACUCGUCCAGCCUCUAUCAGCCCGACAACAAAAUUGGCCGCAAUAACUGUCAUACCAGCCGGCUGCAGAUGCUCUAUAAGUGAAGUGAGGGUGCGCUCGGAGCGCCAAGGCUGUCAUGACAUUUAUGGUAAUUGAGGAUGGACACUUUUCAAAGAGCAGAAUAUGUUAAAAAGAUUUUGUUACAAUCUGGCAUCCUAGUCAUGUCGGGAAAACGACUCCAAAGUGACCGUUUGCUGAGGUUGCCUCUCUUAAGGACGCCCUCCUCGGGUUCCGUCAACCAACGUUCCACAGACAUCUCCCAGCGGCUCGGGAAGACCCUCCAAUUACGUCGUAUCCGGUGUUCCACCUUGAUCGACAAUAGAACCAAAAUCCACCCGUUCAACUCAAGAGUCGUCCCUACGGCCGUCGAUGCAUGCAAGACUUGGUCUCUCACUAAAAGGCUGGCGCCCACGCUUCAUGUUUUUCCAGUAAUAAUGCCUGAAAGGAAAACCCAAAGUAGCGUACCUCUACCGUAUUACGAACGGGUCUAGACCAAUUGUUCCUUUCUGCUAAACAUCUACUUUCCUGUAUCUUGUUACCUCUCAAAAGGUCGGAUACCUGAACCAUCUGGACCAUCCGGACCGUGUCCCAAACGGUCCUAAAGUUCUAAUAAAAAAGUGUAGCAAAUGGAAUAUUGCGCCACAGGGAGAGCUUUUCAUCAGUGCCAAAUUUUUACCACAAACCUGCUGGUGGAUCGUUCCAUGCAGGGCGGACCAAAGGGGACACCUUUUUUAUGGUGUGGGGAUGGAAAAACCAAAAAUUAGAAAUGUAUCCCACCAUAACGAUAUUGAUUAUGGGACAAACACAGCCAGACCUUCAGAAAUCGUUGUCUGCCAAGUGGAGGGCUUCAGCAAACGGUCAGAUUUGUCGUACCCGUACCUUAUCAUGAUCUGGGCCCAAAGGCAAAGAUCCCAAUUUGCCGGUCAAUCUACGUUCCUACGACGGAUGCUCGUGAGCUUUUGGGAGUGACUGAAAGGACGGGUUUGUGGUUGCAGGUACUUGGAGUAGAACCGCGGCUCCUCCGCAUUGAGGUGGCUCGGGCCGGACGCCUCCCUGGGGAGGCAUCAGGGAUCAACAUGUCCCAGCGGUAGGAGGCCUCGGGAAGACUAUGGAGCUAUCCACACUGAAAAGGAUGUUAUCGUUUCAGCCUUUCAUCCACACGGAAACAACAUCCUGGGUGACCUGAAAGGGUUUGUUUUGGCUGGCUGCACGUGGACAAGUUAGCGCGCAGGCUAGGAGACCCAGGUUCAAUUCCACCCUCGGCCAUGUUCUCCCCGUGCAUGCGUGGCUUUUCUCCGGGUAUUCCGGUUUCUUCCCGCAUUCCAAAAACAUGCUAGGUUAAUUAGCCACUCCAAAUUGCCCAUAGGUAUGAAUGUGAGUGUGAAUGGUUGUUUGUCUAUAUGUGCCCUGGGAUUGGCUGGCCACCAGUCCAGCUGGGAUAGGCUCCAGCACCUCCGCACCCUUGUGAGGAUAAGCGGUAGAAAAUGAAUGAAUGAAUAUCUGAAUAUUUGGGGGCAUGACUCCACCCAGUCGACAUUCUCCUGAUAUUUUGUUGUCCCAAAUUCCAAAAGGACUUCAUUGUAAGUCCAAAGUCUAGACCAACCUUAGAAAGCUAAUGGACGGUUCCCAUCUGGAUGCAACUAUCUACCGAUCCACCACAAUGUGGGCACACACUUUUUUUCCAAACUGCCAAAAUAAAAAUCCCAGGAAUGUUUCCAUGUGGACAGCGCGAAUGUCUCAGCUGGCCUGGGAACACUUGGGGAUCCGCCGGGUCGCUGCGUGGGGUUCCCGACCUCAGAUAAGUGUAAGAAGACGAACGGAUGGACCGUACCAUGAUGUCACUAGAUGGUGCUAUGUACUGUCCAAGUCCUGACCAGUCCCAUCCCAAAAUUCCGGCUGACUGCAUGCCAUGCAAAAAGAUGUUUCAUUGGUUGCCAGGUAUUUUUUUACAUCGGUGGCGGUCUCUGUUGAAAGAGACGCCUGAGUCAUCGUACAUGGACUGGUUUUUACGGACAAAGCCUUUUUCUCAUCUCAUCCUUCAGACUCUCAGGUUAUUUGAACCAAGACCUCAAAGGAGGGACCACGUGAGACGUAAUUAGCGAGGAUUCAGGUAUGUGUGGCGUGUACGGUAAUGUCCGCACCAACACCGGUCCAGGGAUUGCCAAUGAAGUUCGGCUGAUCAAGCCUAUAAAAAGAUCAAUACUGCGUCUGAUGAUGACGUGGAGUUUAGCGUGUAGGAUCUUCUAAGGGAUCUGUCCAUGUGUGUGUGUGAAGAAAGCGCGGUGGACGCAGGGGGUGUGGCCUCUUUAAGUCAUGUGAUGUGUGUCAGAGACUGAGGGGAAGCACUGUGCCGAGGAGGAAGUCAGACGGAUUCACUUUCCAAAACUACCGUUGGGGUUUUCCCCCCAAGUAGACUAAAACUGCAGCUUGGCUCAUGUUUUACUUUGUGCGUAUGAAUCCAUGCCAACGUCGUACAAUUACAACGUACGGUACCAAAAUAUGGAUUUUUAUAUUAGGGCUGUCAAACCUUCAUGCCCUUUGGUUCUUGACUAGGGCCUAUUCAUAGUUGAAAAACAUGCAUAUACGAGCAUAUGUUAUCAUUUUUUUGCCCGAAUGAAGCAUUUAUUUCCAAAUAUAAGGCAUUCAUACAUUGUGAUCAUAUGUCAUUUUCUCCACUAGGUGUCAGUGAGACACACAAGCACCAGACUUGAUUGCCAGAGGCUUUCAUUGAUUGGUUGAAUGAUUUCACCACAGGAACAAUAUAAUAAUAAUAAUAAUAAUAAUAAUAAUAAUAAUAAUAAUAAUAAUAAUAAUAAUAAUAAUAAUAAUAAUAAUAAUAAUAAUAAUAAUAAUAAUAAUAAUAAUAAUAAAUUGUUUGUUAUUGUUUAUAAUUUAUU